Messenger RNA from Eruca vesicaria subsp. sativa (arugula), 603 nucleotides. Lineage: Eukaryota; Viridiplantae; Streptophyta; Magnoliopsida; Brassicales; Brassicaceae. The record is from the annotation of a GenBank genome assembly.
AUGGACAAGGUUAUGAGACUAUCAUCAGAGAAAGGAGUGGUUAUCUUCAGCAAGAGCUCGUGUUGUUUGUCCUACGCGGUUCAAGUCCUCUUCCAAGAUCUCGGGGUUAGCCCUAAGAUCCACGAGAUAGACAAGGACCCUGAGUGCCGGGAGAUCGAGAAGGCAUUACUGAGACUAGGCUGUUCAAAGCCGGUUCCAGCCGUCUUCAUUGGUGGUAAGCUCGUUGGUUCAACCAAUGAAGUGAUGUCCAUGCACCUAAGCAGCUCCUUGGUUCCCCUAGUGAAGCCCUAUCAAUGUUAAAAGAAGAGGUAUUUAAAAAAAAAUGGAUCGUUAAGUAGCUAUCAUAAUGUAUUUUCAAUAAUGAGUCAUAUCUUUGUAAUGAGUUCUGGUAUUUAUAUUGGUUGUGUAACUUGUUUCACUUCUCAAGUUAUAUGAAAAUCCUUUGCAUCGAAGAAAUAAUAGUAAGAUUAUAUAUAAAUUCAAAUGUAAAAAAUAAUUAAGAACAUAGCUACAAGAAGCAUAAUAAUUAUUUUGCAAAAUCAAGAUUAGAGUCUAAUCCAUACUUGUCCGACUUUCUUAAAAUUGUUUGUAAUUUAUGAUCAA